Maylandia zebra (zebra mbuna) is the source of this 2348-nucleotide messenger RNA. RefSeq names its product glucoside xylosyltransferase 1b (gene gxylt1b). Gene Ontology annotation, biological process: protein O-linked glycosylation via N-acetylgalactosamine. The record is from RefSeq and is a predicted model, not a curated record. Lineage: Eukaryota; Metazoa; Chordata; Actinopteri; Cichliformes; Cichlidae. Gene Ontology annotation, molecular function: UDP-xylosyltransferase activity.
UGCGUUACCGCGGCGUCUAGCUUAGCGGUCUAUGAUUAAAUGCUAGUUUCUGUGUAAUGAUUUCAGCUCCGAGUUGCGUUUUGAAACUGUAUAAUGCGGCGGUACAUGCGUGCACUGAUGCUGUGCAUGGUGUUUGCCGUGUUUUCGGGCUUGUAUGUUUACAGCAGGCUCUUUUACUCGGACGUGGCCGCCAGAAGAAACGGAGCAAAGAAGAUUCUCAUCCCACUGCGAGCGUCUGGAGCCAGGCGAGGGGUCACGGAUAAAAACGCACUCUCGUUCAAUUGGUACAUCAUGCGUCAGCAGGAGGCUGCUGGUACCAGGCCUGAACCUCCCAUGCACUUGGCUGUGGUGGCCUGCGGGGAGAGGCUGGAGGAGACGCUCACCAUGAUUAAGUCUGCUGUGCUCUUCAGCGUCAAGCGCCUCCAUCUGCACAUCUUUGCAGAAGAUCAGCUUCACGCCGGCUUCAUUGAAGCUUUGGAGUCGUGGCCUGGUUUUAUUCGCUACAGGUUCAGCUACAGAGUCUACUCCAUCAGGUUCCCCAAUGAGAAUGCAGCGGAGUGGAAGAAACUCUUCAAACCCUGCGCUUCACAGCGACUCUUCUUACCUCUCAUCUUAGAGGACGUUGACUCUAUUGUGUAUGUGGACUCAGACAUCCUCUUCCUGCAGCCGGUGGACCUCUUGUGGAGGUUCCUGUCUGACUUUAAUUCUUCUCAGCUGGCUGCUAUGGCUCCAGAGCACGAGGAGCCCCGCAUCGCCUGGUACAAUCGCUUUGCCCGUCACCCGUUCUACGGCAGGACGGGCAUCAACUCAGGGGUCAUGCUCAUGAAUCUGACACGUAUGAGGAGCAUGUUCUUUAAGAAUGACAUGACAUCAGUGGGGCUGCGCUGGGAAGAGCUCCUGAUGCCUCUACUCCAGAAAUAUAAACUGAACAUAACAUGGGGAGACCAGGACCUACUAAAUAUCAUUUUCCACUAUAACCCUGAGUCCUUGCUGGAGUUUCCGUGCCAGUGGAACUAUCGCCCGGAUCACUGCAUCUAUGGCAGCAACUGUGCCUCAGCUGAGGAGGAUGGCAUCUACAUACUCCAUGGAAACAGAGGAGUUUACCACGACUACAAACAGCCUACUUUCAGGGCUGUUUACGAAGCCAUAAAAAAGUACACUUUCGGCACAGACCCAGUGACGUCUUUGUUGGAGCCUUUAGAAGAGGAACUGUUAAAAACGACACACACUUAUUGUGGUAAAUCACACACACUCUUUACGAAGAGACUGAGGAACAGUGUGGCAAAGAUCAACAGGAAAACUCGGGAGCGGUGACGAACCUGAAGGACAAUGACGGGACACGGGCUUUAUGGAUGAUGGGCUUUUGCAAGGAAUUGAAGUCGUACCUGCUGAUCUUGAAAGCCUAAACACCAAAAAAAAUCGAAUGAGUGAAACUUUGUCAUCAGCUGCUUGAGUUGAGGCAGCUGGGCUAGUCUUAGACUGAGACUAAUGACUGCUCAGCUCUUGUAAACCACCAAGAGUGACGCAAAAGCUCUAAAAUGGACUACAAUGUAGAACAGGCCAGACGGGCUUGUAACAAAGCUCUGAUCUUGGCCGCAGAUUGAAACAAGGACUUCGCUUUUUUUUUUCCUUUCAUGAAUUUUUAAAAUUGAGAACAGAAGAUUUUUUUUUUUUUUAUUCCAUAUUGGAGAAUUUAUUUUGAACCUUGUGAGCCACAAGAGAAAAUAAUCUCAUCAAAACUGGACAAAAAGGCUUUCUGCAGCGCUCAGUUGGAGAGGCACAUGCACUGGACCACUUUUCUUUUUUUGUUCAGCUUCCAGAAACCACUCAGCAGUUAUUUAUGAGAAAGGACCAUGGAGAAAAAAAAAUGCGUACAAUGUACUGAAAGUAUGUGUCAGUAUACACAUGAUGGAAAUGUGAGUUUAAAAAUGGGGUGAAAUAGCUGUCUAAAUAUAUAUUAGCAUAUAGUUGUGCUGAAAUAAUUCUGGUGAAUGUGCAAAUAAGCUGUGAGCUCUUUCCUGAUGCCAAAGUAUUUGUUUGUUUUAAAUAGUUUUUGCACUGCUGGGUGUUUUUUUUUUUUUUUUUUUUUUUUUUUUUUAAUUGUUCAAAUUUAAAAUGUUAUAACUGCGAGUGUGCAUGUGAGUGUGACGGUUUUGUGACAGUAAUGUGCGUCAUUGUUUUGUUAUGUUCAAAAUAAAAAUGGAUAAAGAUCAUUUCAGCUUGCGACCACUAGAGGGCAGCAGUUUUUCAUGUGUUCACUAGUGCCUGUAGAAGAAGUUUACCCUUUGAUGGGGAGAAUAUCAAGUAAACUGCCAUAAAGCAAUAUUAAAUAACUCAUGAGUCUGGAA